UGCACUGCGUCAUGCCAUCUCUAUCCAUCCAUAUCCUCUCGCUAUUUUAGACCCCAACUAUUCCAUACUUCCACCACACAACACAGCUAACUAGCUCACAUGGAAUCCCAAGAUGAACUUACCCAACCUUUGCUAGAAAAUUCAACGCCACCACCAGAUUCUCGUCUGGAAGAGGUUCUAUCAGACACAAACCUGCCAUGCUCCAAACGCCUCCUAUCAGCCACAUGGAUCGAACUCAAACUCCUCUUCCCCCUCGCUGCACCAGCCAUCGUCGUCUACGUCAUCAACGGCCUCAUGUCCAACGUUACUCGAGCCUUUGCCGGCCACCUCGGCAAUCUCCAACUCGCUGCUGCCAACCUUGGCAAUAGCGGGAUUCAGCUCUUCGCCUUUGGCCUAAUGUUGGGCAUGGGAAGUGCAGUGGAAACCUUAUGUGGCCAAGCGUACGGUGCUAACAAAUACGAAAUGUUAGGAAUAUACAUGCAGAGAGCUAUUAUCGUUCUCACUGUAACUGGAAUUCCCUUAACCCUGGUUUACAUAUUUUGUAAACCGCUCCUGCUCUUGCUGGGUGAGCCACCUGAGCUGGCAUCAGUUGCGGCGGUAUUCGUGUACGGUUUGAUCCCGCAGAUAUACGCUUACGCGGUGAACUUCCCCAUACAGAAGUUUCUCCAAUCCCAAAGCGUGGUGGCACCCAGCACUUACAUCUCCGUGGUCACGCUGCUGUUGCAUUUCGUGCUGAGUUGGGUGGUGGUCUACAAGUUGGGGUUUGGGCUCAUUGGGUCGUCUUUGACGCUGAGUUUGUCUUGGUGGAUCAUUGUGGUGGCCCAGAUCUUGUACAUACUUAAUGCCCCAAAGUUUAAGCAUACGUGGAAUGGGUUCAGCGUUGAGGCCUUCUCUGGGCUCUGGGAUUUUGUGAAACUAUCGGCUGCCUCGGCGGUGAUGCUGUGUUUGGAGACGUGGUAUUUUCAGGUGCUGGUGCUCAUCACUGGCCUCCUUGAUAACCCUCAGCUAUCUCUUGAUGCCAUCUCUGUUUGCAUGGCAAUAGCAGGAUUGAUGCUGCAUAUUGGAAUUGGAUUUAACGCAGCUGCAAGUGUGCGGGUGAGCAACGAGUUGGGGGCUGGACAUCCGAAAUCAGCAGCAUUUUCAGUAAUUGUGGUGAAUAUGGUUUCUUUGAUAAUUGCGGUGAUAGAAGCAAUGGUGGUCCUUUCACUUCGUCAUGUUCUGAGCUAUGCAUUCACAGAUGGUGAAACUGUGGCUAAUGCUGUCUCGGAUCUCUGUCCCUACUUGGCCAUCACUCUCAUUCUCAAUGGCAUCCAACCCGUACUCUCUGGAGUGGCCGUUGGAUGUGGAUGGCAAUCCCUUGUAGCCUAUAUAAAUGUGGGCUGUUAUUAUGGGGUUGGAGUUCCUGUCGGUUGUGUCUUGGGCUUCAAGUUCAACCUAGGCGUCCAGGGAAUAUGGUCUGGCAUGAUCGGCGGAACAAUGUUGCAGACCCUCAUUUUAUCAUGGAUCACACUUCGCACCGAUUGGAAUAAAGAGGUGAAUAAAACAAAGAAACGACUGGACAAGUGGGAGAACAAGGAGUAGCCUCAAGUCCAAAGUUGAAAUGGUUCACAAUGAUGAUGAAUGGAAAUUUGAAGAGGAAGCUAAUGUUGAUGAAAAGAUCGAUUAUUGAGUUUGAGCAGCCUUAAUGGGAUGGUAAUAAUGUUGAAUUAGUUGGAUGAAGUUUAAGUAAUCGAAUUUCAAAUGCAUUUGAUAUUUGAUAAUUUAUUUUUUAUGCCAAAAUAGAGGAAGAGCUUGAUUGUGAUAUUGGAGAUGAUGUUAUUAGAGGUUUGAAGAUGAUGUUAUCGGAGAUUUGGAGAAAUUAAUUAUUUUAAAAAUGUUUUUCAUUUUAAGAAUUUUUUUUUUUAUGAUUUAGUGUAAUUUGAUCUUAUUUAGAACUUGAUUGUGAUAUUGGAGAUGAUAUUAUUAGAGGAUUGAAGAUUUGGAGAAAUUAGUUAUUUUUAAAAUGUUUUUAUUUAAAGAUUUUUUUUAA
This is a messenger RNA of Cajanus cajan (pigeon pea), 2029 nucleotides long. Its product is annotated as protein DETOXIFICATION 40. The record is from RefSeq and is a predicted model, not a curated record. NCBI's taxonomy places the organism in Eukaryota, Viridiplantae, Streptophyta, Magnoliopsida, Fabales, Fabaceae. Gene Ontology annotation, biological process: xenobiotic detoxification by transmembrane export across the plasma membrane. Gene Ontology annotation, cellular component: membrane. Gene Ontology annotation, molecular function: xenobiotic transmembrane transporter activity; antiporter activity.